GCGGUGCUUUCUGCUGCAAUCAGGAGCAAACGAGGGGGUGGUUGAUGAAUGUGGUGGAUGGGGGUCCCUUCCUAGCCGUUGUCGUGUACAUUACAGACAAGCUGUCCCGCUUGCAUGCGAUGCGCGUUCACGUGGCCAGUGGAGCGCCUCUAACGCAGCCCCCCGCGGCUUCAGGGUUUGCCCCUCCUGAAGAGCACCAAUCUGAGAUGGGUACAUGGAGGGGGCGGGAAGGAUAGUUUGAGGAGGGCUGAGCUUUUUUUUUUUGCGAAAGGACGCCAAUUUCUGUAUUAUUUCACUGCUGGAACAACAACCAGCAAACAGAGAAAGAAGAAAAAACAUCAGCCGGACCGCGCGUCAGAACCUCAUCAACUCCAAAGAAAUCCGAACGGGGAGGGAGAAAAAGACAGUCCAAGAAGACGAGCUGUAUUUCCAAGUGGCAUAUCCGCUCCAAACUGAUAUGGCUGCUGCAUUUAGGAAACCUGAACCCCUGCACUUGGCCUUGUGGAGCUUCCUUCUACACCUCAGCCUCCUUCCUCAAGCCAGGGCUGUCGUUGGACACAAAGAACCACUGCCUGGUGACAGUAAAGAUAACAUCACCAUUUACACCCAAAUCCUAGACAGACUGUUGGAUGGGUAUGACAACAGACUACGUCCUGGGCUAGGAGAGAGCGUGACAGAAGUGAAGACAAACAUUUAUGUGACAAGUUUUGGUCCAGUGUCAGAUACAGAUAUGGAGUACACCAUCGACGUCUUUUUCCGCCAGAGCUGGAGAGACGAGAGGCUGAAAUUUGACGGACCUAUGCAGAUUUUGCCCCUCAACAACCUCCUGGCCAGUAAGAUCUGGACGCCUGACACCUUUUUCCACAAUGGCAAGAAAUCGGUGGCCCACAACAUGACAACCCCGAACAAACUUCUACGACUAGUUGACAACGGCACUCUUCUCUACACUAUGAGGUUGACCAUUCACGCCGAGUGCCCCAUGCACCUCGAGGAUUUCCCCAUGGACGUGCACGCUUGUCCCCUGAAGUUUGGAAGUUAUGCUUACACCAAUAACGAAGUCAUAUACCUCUGGACCAAAGGAGACGAGAAGUCGGUCGCCGUGGCAGAAGAUGGCUCCAGGCUCAACCAGUAUGACCUACUGGGACACGUUAUUGGCAAGGAAACCAUUAGCUCCAGCACAGGCGAAUAUGUAGUGAUGACAACACAUUUCCAUUUGAAAAGGAAAAUUGGCUAUUUUGUGAUCCAAACCUACCUCCCCUGCAUCAUGACCGUCAUACUGUCACAGGUGUCCUUCUGGUUAAACAGAGAGUCGGUUCCUGCGCGCACCGUGUUCGGGGUCACCACCGUCCUCACCAUGACAACCCUGAGCAUCAGUGCUCGCAACUCCCUCCCUAAGGUUGCCUAUGCCACGGCCAUGGACUGGUUCAUGGCCGUGUGCUAUGCAUUUGUCUUCUCAGCCCUGAUUGAGUUUGCCACCGUCAACUACUUCACCAAGCGCAGCUGGGCGUGGGAUGGGAAAAAAGAGGGCAUGGAAAUCAGGGAACCGUUUCAGGCUAACAUGGCCAGGAUUAACGAUAUGAGAAGAGAAUCUGCAAGCCUCUCCAAAAAGGCAAAUAAUACCUUCAACAUUGUUGGAACCACCUACGCCAUCAACGUGGCAAAAGACCAGGGUUUAACGACCAUUUCUAAGAGUGCCGGUGCCGGGGCGUCCGCCAAACACUCCGCCUACCUUCAUAAAAUGGAUGAUCCCUACACAGAAGCCAAGAAGUCUUACAACCGAGUCAGCAAAGUGGACAAGAUAUCGCGCAUCAUUUUCCCCAUUCUUUUCUUCAUCUUCAACUUGGGCUACUGGGCCACUUAUGUCAACAGGAAGCCCACCAUCAUAGAAACUAACAACCUCAACUGAAUCUGAUCUCCAGUCAGUCUUCAUCUGGUUUAGAAUGGAGGGUAGACAGCUUUACGGGAGACCAUGAAACAUCCUGUUGUGUGUGUGUAUGUGUGCGUGUGUGUGUGUGUGUGUGUGUGUGUGUGUGUGUGUGUGUGUGUGUGUAUGUGUGCGUGUGUGUGUAAAUAGUCUCACUGGACAUUUCUCCUGCUUCAGCUAAUGAGAUCCAGAUCCAGAUUAUAUUAACACCAAAGUGUUAUUGCCUGCACACAACGUAAUGAGCGCAAUUGGUUUAUGAUCAGGCAGAAAUUACUGGAAGGAGAAGGAGCUCCAGAAGGAAGAAACCAUUUUUGCUUUAAGUCGCUACAGUGUUUCCCCUGGUUGACAGCAAGAGCAGACAUUUCAUCUGGAAAGGCAAACUAACAGUUAUUCAGCUGCAAAACAGCAUGGAGAACAUACCUGGGAGGCUGAAUGGGCUAAAUUAAGACAACAAUCCAGCAAGUACAAGAAGCAGGUUAGCGGUAAGACAGUUCACCGAACUCCCGAUCUCAGUCCGCAUGACUGAAUCCAAUGAAUUCUUCAUCCUCAUUUUCUCUACCUGAGAACGCCCUCUCGACUGGCUGUCGACGGUAAUAAAUGCUAUAUAUAUUUUGGUAUAUACGUCACACCAGACUUCAGUAUAAGUCGGCCAAACUAUGAAACCAAGUGCGAUUUAUAGCCCGGAAAAUAAGAUAACAGCGGUCGUCCCGCACGGCCCAGCCUUGCACCGUGCCGGGGGUCGAUCCCGCAACCACAAGUCGUCUCGAGUGCGCUAGCCAGUAGACCAAAAGUCCAGGCUAACCGAUUCAUUGAUGAGUUAUGUAAAUGUAAUUGAUCAUCAUUUAUCCGGUUGCAGCCGUCUCUGGUUUAUAGCGGUUAAUUGGUUCCAGACUCGAGCACAAUAAACGAAUUUCCACGAUAUUCAAUUCAAUGUUAAUAAAUGGAAUAUUUUUGUAGUUAGAGCGUGAAAAACCUUUUUCUGACUUUCUCAACAUGGUUUUUAGCAUGAUUAGAGCCCUGAAGACAUGAAAGAACACGCCUAUAGUCGCCUUUACACUCCUAUUACUCAUUGUUUACAUCACAUUGCGCAACUCUUAUGCAGCAGGGGCUCGAGAUGGUCGCGAGCUAGCAAUCUAGCAAGCUAACCAGUUAGCCUCAAAUUUAUUUUGUCUAAUCUUAAGAAGACAAAACCUUACCACUUUCACACAGGAUGGGAGGAUAACUUUUUUUCACUCUAUCACGCAGUGUUAAGGUAGUGUAAUGUAAGCUAAUGUCUCAAUGUUUUGUGUCAUUACUGCCACCUAGUGACCAGAAUACCACAUAACACAUAACACACGAUACAAAAGGUACUGUUGCCUCCCAACAGAGACACGUUAAGGCGCUGAUGCUCUUCCGAAGCUUCGCUGCCAACCUUCACGCACCAACAGCAGUGUUCAAUUCCAAAACGCCGCGUUCGCAUGCCGAGGUGCCUUCACGGACACUGUAUUUCCAAACACCGACGUGUACGACACAACUAGACCGCUCCUUAAAUGACUUCUGUUGUCAUCUGGCACUUCAACCCCCGCCCCUCCCCAACAUAAACGGCAGGGGAAACACUGGUAAAGCCCUGUCAGUCCACACACUGGCCCCGGCACCGUUUUAGCACCAGCCCUGCGACUUGACGCACAGGCCCGGUAAGAAACCAUGAAGCUACGGUGAGAAUGCUAAUUGCCUGUUGUGUGCAACAUCCCAUGUAUGUCGUUCUCCUUCAACCAGUGGCAGCCGACAAAAUAACGAACAGAUGGAAAAACUCCGACGAGUCUUGGCGGAAGUACAGCCCUUGUAUUGGAUCUCAUUAGAGUGUGAAAUGAAGUUUCCGGUGAGUGUGCGUACGUGUGUGCUUGUGGUGUGAUGUUUUGCUCAUCCGUAUAGACGCAGGCCGACGCUCACAUUACCUCCGAGGGAGCGCAUGCUCCCAUCAGACCCUUUUUUACACAGCCGGUCAAUGUGGCACCAUGGUUACACCUUGUGGCGCCAACAGCAUUGCCAACAAAAGUACCACUUUGAGGUCUGUGUAAAGGGUACGACGCCAGAAAGCUAGCUAAACCCCCGCACCCCCGCUGGGGCGGCAUUGCAUAUGAUGGCGACGCUACGCAAGCGCAGUUGUGUUGCGUUUGUUUUCCCUCCAUUUAGCUCUGGCCCUGUCGCCUCUUGUGAGUAACCAAGUGCUCCUUUUGUUGCAUCUUGACCGUUUGCCAUUUUGUAGAGUAGUGAAAUCGUCUUUUCUCUGUUUUGAAAUGCAAGCAUGCGUGUCAGGUUGCAAAGGCAAGAGUUUAUAUGCAAACAUGCAUGCACACACACCGACUACGCAGGGAUGCAUUAGCAGACGCCAGCAUUCCGGGGUUGCUUUACUGUGCCCAGGCAGUAUAGUUCCUUAGGUCCGUCAUUAAUAAUCCUCACAGUCUGGCCUUCAGCUCCCACUGAAUUUCAACACAGCCGAUGCGGUAUCAUCUGGAAUUGCCUCCGCAUCCCGUGGGGGCCGCCUGUGCAUUUUCAAGUUCACUGGCUUUAGUCGGCCGAGUAUGUUUGAUUAAAGAGGAGCCAUGUGGUGAACGCACACGACAUGAAGGGGGGAAAAAAAAGGUAUUCCCACACACAUACGCACCUACGCUACGCAAAAUAGGUCUCGCUGAGUGUUUACAGCAAGCUAACACACUCUGGUGGUGCUAUGUGGCCAUGUCCCACCACCCGCAGCCCAUGUAUGGGUCGGGGGCACAGAGUGUAAAAUUGCCCAUCAGUGUGGAAGGUGAACAGACGUCUGGCUGAGACAGGAUGACACAAACACCUCGGUCAGGAAAGUAGCUAUCGGCUGUGCUAAAAGUGGCGAGAGGUGGUUACUUUGCGUAACCGGGCAGUCCGUCUGCGUGUAGCCCGCCUCUCCAACGCCGAUUUCAGGUCGAAAGAAAUGAAUGUUCUAACUAGGGAUGUCCCGAUCAGCAUUUUUGGCCCCCCAUCCCGAUCCAAUUUUGCUGCAGAUGAUGGAACGGAAAAUGUUUUAAGCGAGUAACUGAAGCAGGGGUGUCCAAAGUGUGUCCCGGGGGGCCAUCUGCAGCCCGCUGCUGUUAUUUUAUUGGCCCACGGCACGUUCUAAAAAUAUCAUUUCACUAAAAAAAUAUUUAAAAACCCAACAAUAACAGCAAAAAUGGAAAAUUCAGCAUUCAUCAAGAAUAGAAGUAGCAAUACUAUGAGGAAAAAUGACAUCAUUUCAGUAGUAGUACGUUGAAAUAUUAAAGAAAAAAGAUGUUUUUGGAAUUGGAAUUUUUUUUUUAAUUAGGUUGCGGGAAAAGUUCAAAUGUUACGAGAAUAAAGUCAAAAUAUUAUGGGAACGAAGUCAUAAUUACGAGUUGGAAAAUAAACCCAAAAAACCAACAGCAGAAAUGAAAAAAACAGCUGUAAUUUUAUGAGAGUAAAGUCAAACUAUUAAAAGAAAAAAGUCGUAUUCUAAUGAGAAAAAAGUCACAAUUUUACGAGAAAAAAAUGGUAAUAUUAUGAGAGGGAAAAAAAUUCAUUUUAGUAGCAUAGAGUUGAAAUAUUAAAGAAAAAACAGAUUUUUGUUUUUUUUUAAGUCGUAAUAUUAUGACAAACAAAACAACAAACAAACAUUUUUGGAAAAUUAGGUUGCAGGAAAAGUCAUAAUGUUACAAGAAGGAAGUCAAAAUAAAGAAAAUAAAGAAAAAUGAAAGAUGAAAGAAAAUUAAAACCCAAAUUGAACUGUUUUACGAGAAUAAAGUCAAAAUAAAGGGAAAAAAGUUGUAUUUUAAAAAAUCUUGUGAAAAAAAAUCACAAUUUUACAACAAUAAACUUGUGAUGCUAUGAUGAAAAUUUAUGUCAUUUUUAUGACAAACACACAACAAAAAUGUUUGGAAAAUCAGGUUGCGGAAAAAGUGAAACUAUUGUGGGAAUAAAGUCAUUUUAUUCCAAAAAGAAAAUUUACUGAGAUUAUUUAAGAAAAACGCUGAAAUGCUUGGAUUUUUUUUUUUAAACUGCCAAAAUGAGGGAAAAAGAGCAAAGAGUGAAACUGAUACUAAUAAUAGGCUUUUUCUCAGACAAUAGCUGAGAUGUAGUUUUUUCUUUCAAUGUGUAUAAUUUCUUAGCAUAAACAAAAUAUCAAAGUGGCAAAGUUGCAUCCUUUCAUUUUUCACUUUGUGGCCGUUGCUGGAAAGUGUGGACACCCCUGAACUGAAGUAAUUAAGCUUAUUUAAUUAAAAGUAGAAUUUGCUAGUCCUGUUGCAAGUCAACAGCGUCGUGUCGCGAUGGCAGAACAUAACGUGGAGCCGCACACUCUAAAAGAAGGCAAAACCUUGAUGAGCUGGUUGUCCGAAGCGACUACCUUUGAUCUGCUUUGCCUUUUCGCACUCUUCUGGAUAUUUGGUUCUCCUCCAUAAAUCCAGAGUUUGUUGCUUUGGAUUAGCAGCCGCUUCUGUGCUAACCAUCUUCGUCCUCGGUUUUAUGUGCGCUCCUCAGAUGGCCUGUUACAUUUGUGGCAUUGAAUGCAACUCUUCUAGUACCACCCCUUGAAAUUGUCAUUUUGCGCCUGCCGUAAAGAUCAGGGGGACGCAUCCUCUGAUAUCCGAUUAAUAAAACAAGGUAAAAGUCAUCCCGAUCCCGGGACAUCUCUAGUUCGAACACAUUGAUUAGUUCCAGCUCCGAUAACGCUCCCCGGUAGCUCUUUAACUGCCAUUGUCGGCUCACGACAAAGGAAGCUAACAAGGUCAUUGAGAGUUGUGGUCGCUCACUCAGUUGAUGCGCUGGAAAACAGCUCCCCUAGUGUUUCAACAGAGAAUUGCACAACCCCUGCUCAGCCCUGACGAAGAGCUAUGAAAGGAUGAAGACGGUGACGACGCAGGAUCAUAACCCAGGCUUAAGAACGACACCCGAUUUCACGUGGGGGUCUCCAACGACACCACGUGAGGGGUAUGAAUGCUGCCUAAAUAUCGCGACAAAGUUGGCAACGCUGGACACAAAAGCCAUUCUGCGAUCCAGCUUCGUUUUUAUUUUUUUGAAGUCAUAACAAACAGCCGCCGUUACCUCAGCCCAUUCCGAAAUUCCAAAUGGAAAUACAGUGAAUACAAAUGGGUGUUUUGUAUAUGAAAUAUCUUUGACUAUUUUCAAAAUGCAUUGUGUAGCUGUCAUGUUUUGCUUCGUUUCUUUGCUCUUCAGUUGCUUUGCUUCUUGUGUUUUUCUGCAAUGUUUUAUUUACUCAUGUUGUACUUUUUAAUACUUGAUUGCGUCAAGUGUGUCCUUAACUGUGUACACUUGUUGUACCGCUUGUGCGUUUUAUAGUAGACAACCAGCCACAGUCUAGUAAUUCAUUCCAAACACGGUGAGCAGUCGUGACGCCAAAUACGCUGGUACGUGAACUCCAAGAAUGCUCCAAUUUGAACCACCUUCAGGUGUGAAGAAUUAGUGCCCUUUGUUUUAAACGGGUUUUAGCGUCAAUAAUGCAUGACAAUCUGUACACGUGUGUGUCCUCAAGGGCAGCCUGACGGCAUGACGCUCACGUAGAGCGCCGUGUCGAUGUUCUUGUGGUUUAACUCAUUCACUCCCAGCCCCAGAAACACCUUCAUUAAUGACUGCUGUAUAUUUAUGUGAUGUUCAUUUACACCGACAAGGUUAUGAAAGUGCUUUUAGCCCCGUUUGCAAGCAUGCAGAUUUUAUGAGUCUGCUUUACCUGCGAGCUCCGUUACUCAUAGAAUCCUUGAUGAAGUUCCUCCCUCGGUGAAGUCAUUCAGAGCAUUUUCCCAACAAAUGCAUACAAGGUCAGCAUAAACACAGCAACAUGGACGGUGUUGUCCAUGAAGAUAGCUUAAAUGAAAAAAAAGUCACAAUGGAAAAAUCAGCAGUGAUUUUACAAGAAUGAAGUCGAAAUAUUAAGAGGAAAAAGUUGUAAUCCAACGAAAACAAUCCUAAUUUUACGAGCACAAAGUCAUAAAUAAUAAUGUCAUUUUAGAAGGAUGAAGUUGAAAUAUUCACUCAUUCAAUCCCAGCCAUUUUUCAAAAUUCAACCCCUUCAGCAGCGGCCAUCUCAGACUAUUCUGACUGAUCUUUCAAGGCACACAGAUUAUUGUGUUCUAUGGCUAUAUCAACAUGGAACCUGCCAAAAGAAACAUUAGACUCUUGUCUUUCAUCAGACAAAAAAGUUUGGUUCUACCUUUUUUUGUUCUUUAGUAAUCAGAGGUAGAACAUAGGUAAGUUUCAGGAAAAUACCAGUUCCUGACUAAAAAAAGGGAGACAAACAGCUUUUUGUGAAAAGAUACAUUUCAAGCAUAACUUGAAGUCAAAAUAUUAUUGGAAUAAAGUCAUCAAGAAAUGGGGAAAAAAGAGCAAAGAGUGAAGUUGAUAAGUGCUUUUUCACCUGCGUAUAUCAGAAAGCUGAUUUCUUGAAAUAUAUAUCACUUAUUAAGUUGCUCUGCAAAAUAUCAAAGCAGCAAAGUUGCAUCCUUUCAUUUUUCACUAUAAGGCCCUCGCUGGAAAAAGUUUGGACACCCCUGACAUAAAGUAUUGACUAAAAAUAUAUUUAUGGUCAUGUCAUGUUGUGACAGGGGGCAUUGGUUUCAGCAACUCCACUCCUGCGGGGGUUUUAAAUUAUUUGCCUGUGUGGUUAAUUAUGCAUAGCAGAGGACUGAAAUGAACCACCACAUCCCUCACAGUGUCAAAAAUCUCUUGUCCUCCAAGUGGAUCAGGGGAUCCAUCAUUCCGAAGGUUAAACGGAACAGCAUCAACAUUAGGGGGUACAGAAUGUCCAAAUUCAGUCACACUUUCCUAGUUGACAUAUUUGGAAUAUUUAGCCCACUGUCGCCACAUUUAGCUCAUCUUUUUCACAUUUAGAUUUACAAUUUAGAUUUACAGUUUGGAUCUAGAUUUACCAUUUGCAUUUUGAUUGGCUGGUGGCUAGUCCAGGGUGUACCCCGUCUCUUGCCUGAAGUCAGCUGGGAUAGGCUCCAGCAUACCCCCGCGACCCUAAUCAGGAUAAGCGGCACAGAAAAUGGAUGGAUUUUACAUUUACAUUUGUUAUUUUCAUUUAACAUUUAGAUUUAGUAUUUAGAUUUAGAGUGUAGAUUUAGAAUUACCAUUUAGGCUUACAUUUUACAUUUAGAUGUAUUAUUUUUUAUUUAACAUUUAGAUUUAGAGUUUACAUUUAAAUUUAGCACAGACAGAUAGAUUUCGAGUUUAGUUACCAUUCAGAUUUAAAUCUUAACUUUAAAUUAGUUAUUUUUUAUUUAACAUUUAAAUUUAGCGCCAACAUUUAGAUGUAGAGUUUAGAUUUAGAGUCACCAUUUCGAUUUACGUUUACAUUUUUGAUUUAACAUUUAGAUUUAGCGUUUAGAUUUAGUUAGAUUUACAUUUAGAUUGAUUUUUUAUUUAGAUAGAUUUUUUUAUUUAACAUGUAGAUAUAAUGUAAAGAUUCAGAUUUACCGUUCAGAUUUACAUUUUACGUUUAUAUUUGUUAUGUUUGAUUUAACAUUUAAAUUUAGCGUCAACAUUUAGAUUUAGAGAUUAGAUUUAGCGUCCCAAUUUAGAUUUACAUUUAGAUUUAUUUUUAUUUAACAUUUAGAUUUAGUAUUAACAUUUAGAUUUAGAGUUUAGAUUUAGAUUUACCAUUUAGAUUUACAUUUAGAUUUAUUUUUAUUUAACAUUUAGAUUUAGAGUACAGAUUCAGAGUUACUCUUCAGAUGUACAUUUUACCUUUAGAUUUGUUAUUUUUGAUUUUAUAUUUAAAUUUAGUUGCAACAGUUAAAUUUAGAGUUUAGAUUUAGAGUCCCCAUUUUGAUUUACAUUUAGAUUUAUUUUUGAUUUCAUAUUUUGAUUUAGUGUUAACAUUUAGAUUUACAGUUUCGGUUUUGAGUUGCCGUUUAGAUUUACAUUUUACAUCGAUUUAGAUUUAGCAUUUAGGUUUAGAUUUACUAUUUAUAUUCACCAUUUAAUAUCUACCUCAAAUGUGGACCAAAACAGCUAAAUGUGAGAAGAGUGAGGUAGAUAUGAAAUACAAGUAUAGAUAUUAUAUUAUUAUGUGACAUAUUAAAUAUUAUAUCAGGUAAAAAAGUGUGGCUGAAUAUUCACAUCGGGCACCCCAUAGAACAUACACAGUAUCCUUGUAAGCCGCCUUCACAAACCACCUAACAAGCUCAGCGGAGCUCAAAUCCGGUGGAAAAGGAACAAAAAAGAUGGGAUUCAUCUGAAUUACAAAGUCAUGAUUGUUAAUACAUAGUUUGAAAUACAACCGCCCUCAUACUUUGACAAGCUAUGAUUGAACAGAAUAGAUUUUUACAGCCCCGCUGGUGCCGGCGUUUGUUUGUGUUGAGUACCUGAGCGGUGGUUCAAGAAUCUGCAGAAUAUUUGAGAAGCACCCGGGAGGAUAAACGUAAACGUAGCGCCGCAAACACAGCCAAGGGUUAUGCAGGCCGUGAGAACAGGAAAACAGGAAGCACUCUAGCGCCGUGCGACACUCCCAGUCUUUUGAACAGGUUUAAAAGCUCAGUUUUCACCGAGGCAAGAACUGAAGUGGUUUAUCCGUGGGUACGCCUGCGUAAAACUCAUUUGAUCCAACACAAGAACUGUAUCAAAUUCUGCCUCUGCAAAAUGAUAAUGCUCACUUUUGAUUGGCACAGUCACAGAUGCAGCCGAGUGGCCAAGACGAGAACUUUAUUUCACAUUCGUCUGCUACAUUUAUUGAAUACGGAACAGGAAAGCCAUGUUCUCGUUUGAAAUGUAGCAGAUGCUGACGAUCAGGCCCAUGCUGUGAAGCGUAGUUACUUUUAUCUCCUCACGCGUUCCUUCAGCUGUGAUGCUGUCAUUGUUGAAAUCGCCCCGUGUGUGUCUGGCUCCAUCCCUGCUGACGGUGUUUACGUGGCACAAAACAGGCAGAAAUAACAAAGGCUUGCAAAUGUGAGGGCGAAGCAGCGCAGUCAAACGCAAUAACGACGUCCUUGCCAUGCCGACAUUGUCACGGCAUUCUUCCAAAAUGACGACGCGUGUGGCGUGUUGGGGGCACGUCCUUCCAAACAUACAAAAAGACCUCAAACCAGCAAGGUUACGUUUGCCGUUGCACACAUGCAGUUGUACUUAUGCAGUAUGGAAAUGACCGCCCAUAUUUGUUACGUCAUCUGGUCCGCGCAAGCCAAAAACUUUUCGGCAUCCGUGCAUGUGCACGGAAGCCAGUGUUUUGCAAAUGCCCUGUUUUUAAAGACAAAAACCUAUGUUUGCGUGUGGACAACGACCAAAAGACAUACAAAAAUAUGCUUUUUUUAAAAAAUCCAUAUUUAUGUGGACAUAGCCUCAGCAUGACAUCACUGUUUGACAAUAAAAUACAGAGAAAUGUCGUAAGGGUCACCCACUUUUUUGACUCCACUAGAAUGACGCACAACAACAUUGGUGUGACUCGUAAUGAUGGGCCUGCAAAGCAAAGGGCAGCAUCCUUAUCUUAUUCUGACUAAUGCGGGGCAAACCGUGCAAAGAACCCCCACACAGGUUCUAUCGCUGGAAAGCUACUGAUCAUACGGAGUGUGCUAUUUACACCAGGUAACAUUUUGUCCGACAUGAUUGGCGAACAAAGUUGAAAACGGCCACUUGAUUAGGAACCCCCACUUCAGCCCAAACCGUGCGAAGAACCUCCACUCAUGUUAUAUCGCUGGAUAGGUCUCGAUCGUGCGUAGUGGGAUAUUUGUACUAUGCAGCAUUUUGUGUAACCGUGGCAACGUAACUGACAAACAAAGCAGUAAACAGGCCAUUUGAUUGGGAACCCACCCUUCGGGCCAAACCGUGCUCGUUCAAAACGUCCACAGAAAUGUUUGAAUUCUGUCUCUAACAUUUUCAAAACUGACGAUAUCAUUUGCAAAGGCAGAUUUUUUUGUUUCCCGUGCCGGAUCGAAUUUGAUUGUGUUUCCCCACCGGCCCGACUUGUCUGAGCAGAUUAGCGUUUGUCCGUCCUUGAGUGGCAACAGGAAACCCAAAACGAUAUCGUCGUCAUCUAGCGGAGGACACCGAUGCACGCGCGAACACGUGAACAUUCCAGAGGCUGCCACACGGGAACAGCUUGCGUUCAUUUGACUUCCCCGCACUGUUUUCAUGCAAGUGUCGCGCCUUUUUCGUCGCUUGUUUUCACACAGGGCCAGAGUUAACACAACGGAACCAUGUCAUCGCAUCAAGAUGCAGCAUAUUAAGAGUAUAUUUCAGCUUAUGUUUUCUACAACCUAACCUCUAAAAUGUGGAUGCAAUUCUCUUGAUGGGUAGAUUGCCGUAUACACGUAGAACACUAACGACCGAUAGCUGACAACAGUGUAACCAAGUUGUGAAUCUGUAGAUAUCGUGGAAUCAAUUGAGAUCGUUUGUGAAUAUUGAUACUGUAUGUCGCGUCAUUUCUUUUCCAAUCUGAUAUGUAGCGCUGUCUUAACAUUCAGCUCCGUCACACGUGCGUGUUAUAGUCUUAUACCGACGUACGGUAGAUGAAUAUUCAUAGUCUACUUACAUGAUGUGCACCCUUUUCAAACUUAACCUGUGAAUUAGCUGCUGUUUGCAAGCACCGUUGUACACGCUGUGCUCGCUCGCUCCAGCAACGCCACUGCAUGUCUGUACGCACCGAGCCAUGGAAGACCUCCCCCACAAAGACGGCUCCGGGAACCCAGUGGACUCUGUGUUGUUGUUGGGAAGUGGCUCUCUGUGUGCUCGGUGGCUGGACUCUCUGUAUGUUGACUUAUCUCGUUCAUGUGCUUACUGUAAUGAGAUGUAGCAAAACGGAAAUGGAAAUAAAAAGGAUGUUGUAUUUUG
This is a messenger RNA of Dunckerocampus dactyliophorus (ringed pipefish), 12727 nucleotides long. RefSeq names its product gamma-aminobutyric acid type A receptor subunit alpha3 (gene gabra3). The transcript is spliced from 11 exons. Bases 458 to 1906 code for a protein of 482 amino acids. Gene Ontology annotation, cellular component: dendrite membrane; postsynapse; GABA-A receptor complex. NCBI's taxonomy places the organism in Eukaryota, Metazoa, Chordata, Actinopteri, Syngnathiformes, Syngnathidae. Gene Ontology annotation, molecular function: transmitter-gated monoatomic ion channel activity involved in regulation of postsynaptic membrane potential; benzodiazepine receptor activity; inhibitory extracellular ligand-gated monoatomic ion channel activity. The record is from RefSeq and is a predicted model, not a curated record. Gene Ontology annotation, biological process: synaptic transmission, GABAergic; nervous system process; signal transduction.